Messenger RNA from Mercenaria mercenaria, 822 nucleotides. RefSeq lists its product as uncharacterized. Lineage: Eukaryota; Metazoa; Mollusca; Bivalvia; Venerida; Veneridae. Bases 367 to 822 code for a protein of 151 amino acids. The transcript is spliced from 2 exons. The record is from RefSeq and is a predicted model, not a curated record.
UGACUGAGAAGAAAAGGAUAGAAAAUAUUUAAUUUGGAAAAUAAAGUUUAAUUUAAGAUAUUAAUAUUUCAGCGAAAUAUCGGUGCGCAAUACAACGCAUUACAUGGAGUGUCAAUUCAUUUUGUUGUCAGUGUUCCAUCAAAAACAUUCUUAAAAUUUUAAAAAAUUGCUUAAAAUAUUAAACUAUCAUCGUAAAGAGGAACACAACCUAUAUUUGGAAACCGAAAGUCGCAUCUGUCAAUCAAAUUGAAGUCUCGCACAUGUCAAUAAGUGACGUCACAAAUAGUAAUGGAGGAUAUUGGAGACACCCGAGUUGGCUAAUUGUUGUAUUUUUUUAUUCCCUUUCCCAGCAAGAACCAUUCCAGAAUGAGUUCCGACGGCGUGGAGCACCUGUCCUCUGUCCACAAUAAUCCGUUUAUCCGUCAGUUUGGAUUGCCACAACACAAUGCAGGACGCCAAGAAAUAGGUGACUCAGAGCCCUCAAUUCCAAGUUCUGCCAGUAGCGACAGAGGUGACGAUGAUACUGAACAGGAGUACCAUGUCAAUUCAGGAUUUGUUAACAAACUACGCUCAAAGUUUGCUCAGUUGGAGAAUAAAAGUACCAGAGUAACACUUUCAAGAAAAUCAGCUAGUGUUGAAAAUCUUUUGAGCAUUUCAAGUAACAGCUCUAAAGAAAUUGCUAGUAAAAGUCGUACUUGGCAGAAAGAUGAUUCAUCAGUUUCAGGUAGCGCUGCUAAAGUUGAUCUGCGGAAACCAGCAGGCUACAAACCGCAAAUAAGAAGCCGGCCAAGAAGUUUUGACCUGGAAAAUCAGACUCAGUAA